AAUGCUUACAAUUGCCAGUAGCGUUGGUAGACUGAAUCUAGUGUGAUAAGCCUCUGUUGCUUAGAAAAAGUCUAGUAGAGGACGUCUAAACUUCAUUUUGAAGUAAAUCAAGGGGCGCUAAACCACCAUUUAAUAUCUACUGGUAUGGAAUCAAGCUUAAAAGCGAUUUUUUUCGAUAUUACUUCUAACAAGCAAACAUUCGGGCCUUCGCAGGUGGACAAAGGUACUUAUAUUCCAAAUAUAUUUUAAAAUAAGACGCCACAGAUCCAAGGGAAGUCUUAUAACGAUGUAUCGCGCUUUCUGGGAUACAAUAUUUCUCCUUAGUGGCUAUUUAUUUACGUACAGCCAAGUGCCGGAAAAUUCUACUUCAACAACAACCAUGGCAAUGACUCCCACCACAACCACAACCACAACCACCAUUAUAACUGCUACCAACACAACAGCAGUGUCAAAUACUACUGUUAAAAAAAAAUUCCUAGUGGCAGCAGUCCACUCUCACUUUGCUGACUGUCCUGACUCCCACACCCAUUUCUGCUUCCAUGGCACAUGCCGCUUUCUCAUCCUGGAGAAGACACCAGCGUGUGUGUGCCACCCAGGCUUCAUAGGUGUGCGUUGUGAACAUGCAGACCUGCUGGCAGUGGUGGCAACCAACCAAACGCAGCAGACCUUGGCCACCAUAUUGAUGCUGUGCAUAUUGGGCAGUGUCCUGCUCGUACUGCUUUGCACCAUAAUAAACUUUUGGUGGAGGCGGGGCAGGUGGAGGCGAGGACCUCUGCUUUCCUGUUUGACAAAGAAACCAAAUGGCAUCGUAAAGAAUGGGACGUCCUGCUGUCACUCAGAGACUGUGGUUUGAAGUUGAGUGCUCUUGGUGUACCUUUGUUUUCCAUUUUGCUACCUGAAGCCCCAUGGAUCAUCACUGGAUUAACCUACUGACUCAUGUCUGCAUGCUGAGAACCAAACCAGAUGUGGAAUUCAGAACCUAUAUACUCGGUGGAAGUAAACUCAUCCAUUUAGUUUUUGUGGGAUAUAAAACUAAAAUGAUGGAAGAUUGUUUAUUUCUCAGCACCGAUGUAAAUCUCCUGGACUCUGGACUUUCAUACUAUUGUCUUGGAACAGAUUACAGGAAUGAAGAUCCAGUCAGACUUAAGAUGUUUGUGAGGUAAAGCCCUGCAGUGAAGGAAUAAUGGACUAGUGCUUGAGGCCUACUACUCAGCUGGAUGUGAAAAGUAAGAUUGAGAUUCAAAACUUUGGGGAAAAAAAAAAAAAGAUUUAUGAAACAUGUGUUUAGGAUGCUUGGACAUUCUCAAGACACCAAGAACUCUGUUCAUCACACCACGAUAAGAGGAUGAUGAGAUUCACUAGAUAGUUUCACUAUUUUCAAAUCAUCAAAAGUUUGAAAAAACUAAAAAAAUGUUUGUGGCAUGUGACACCAAAAGUUAAAGUACUUGCCAAAAGUUUGGAUACACCUACUUGUAGAAAGAUUUUGCUAGAUUUUUCACAUUAGGACUAAAAUAACAAAAAUCCAAACUAUAAAAUAACACUGUAGGGAACGUAAAGUGCUAAAUAAUUAAUUAAUAAAAUAAAAAAAGUAAAUAAUUAUUAACGAUCUUCGUGAGAAAUCUGUGAAGAGUUGGGUUACUUUCCCACAGUUCCCAGGUAUUGAGCAGUUACUGGUUGUAGUUUCUAUGUUUUAAAUGAAAACUAUUUAUUUAUUUGCAUUUGAAACAAAUUUCAAUCGUAUGCGUUUAGAUAUCUUUUAAGAUGAUCAAGAACAGUUACAUGCGUCCAAACUUUUGGCAUGUGGUGGAUGAGAUACAGUUUUAAAUGUUUUAGUUAUUCAAGAGUGUCACACAAUUAAUUGUUCUAAGAAUGGAAGAAUAAUCUCCGGUAUCUUUAAUCUUAAAUGAUGAUGAUGAUUGUGGAUAAUAAUAAUGAUAAUAGAUGAAGAAAAUGUGUACAUUGGAUAUUCAGAAGCAUAUUUCAGGUAUGUCAAUGUAUUCAAUAACCAUAAUAUAAUUUAAGAAUUUGCAGUCAAUGGCAGGCUUCUGAGGAAAACACUUGACUCCAGAGAGUAUUUUAUGCUUAUGUUCUUUGUUAUUGCUGCACUUGAGAUGUAUUUAUUCACAGAUUCCAUUUAGUAAUAGAAGUAUACAUACUCACCUGACACACCCUUGAGUUGAGGCUUCAGUUAUUGAUAGUGGAGAGAGAUCAUUGUUACGAGGUUUUUGACAACACUGAAUAACUUCUAAAAUCAGAAUCACAACACUCGUAUGGCUUUGGCAGAAAUUACAUUAAGUUUGGGUGUGCACAAGUGUGUUCGCAUAUUCACUGUACACUGUUGCACUGCAAUCAUGUGAAUGACAGCCACAUUUAUAUCCGCACACUUAACCCAAAGAGUCACUAAAUCAGGCACUGGCUCUCUUCUGGAAAACAAAAUCUGAAAUGUGCUAAACCGGCCCUGUCUUUAAAGGGGUCUGAUAUUUAUUUAAGAGUGUGUAGAUAUAACUGUGAUAAUUCCACUAAAUUCACUUCACAAAGCACUAUGCACAUAUUCACUUCUAAAUGUAGUCCACGCACAUGCUCACACUCAACUAUGUAUAUAUACAGGACAAUCGUGAUGGCUUUGUUUCUGAUGUAAAGCUCAUUACCGUUUAUAGCAAAUGAAUUCAAAAAGAUUUUAGACUCUGAGUUUUAGAAAGUUUUAAACCUUGUUUAACUUUGUGUAGGUUGUCUUCUUGACCCUCAAGCCUUUUGCCAUUGCUCUUAUAUAAAUGUAUGGUAACCUGGUGCAUCCAGAUACUGGUGAAACCCUGAUACUCUGUGGAGUUUUAUUCAGUCAUCAGCGAGCCCUAUCAGUUGAUCCCUAAAACUGUCCACUCAAACAAUAGAUGCAGUCAGUCCAAAGAUAUAGAUGCAGAUGUUCCAAAAUUAGAAAUCAUUAGCACUAGAUUUACAUUACUGUAGUUGUGAUACUUCAGUUUAAUGAAUAAGACUUCAUCCAAAUGAUUGAGGGAGAGAGUGUUGCUGGCAUUGAGCACUUUAUAUAAAGGACUUCACUAAAAAAAACUGAUUGCACUGGCACUGACCUGAUUUAGUAAAAUAAUUGGAGAAAUAUUUCUAGGGAAAAUUGAAAGAAAAAGAAAAGAAAAAUGAUUCUGUUUAAUCACGAGCAAAUACAGGAAACAAAUUGGAUAUAGGGGGGAAAAAGUGGUUGCAAGCAAAUAAAUAAUAAUUGUGCAGAUGGUGUAUGACUGAGAUCUCAUCUGCUCUGUGACACUGGAGUAUAUUUGACAAACUUUAUUUAAUCGUUGAGUUACUCUGACAAAUUAUUUUUGUUAGCCAGUAUUCAAAAUACAAACCAAAGAAACCACUACUCACAAUGUUAUGUUGAUAUAUCAUUCAGACUUUACAGUCUAAAACAUUUUUUUGUCCUUUCUAUGUAAAAACACAUGUAUAUAUUGCUGUGAACUACUUUUGUCUUUUUUUUUCUACACUGUACAUUACCCAAUACUAUAAUAUCUCAGUAUUAAAUUACAUCAUGCACAUUUGUUUGAUCUUAGAUAUGCCAGGAUUAUAAAUACCUGUGUUCCUGGAUAAUUGUGCUUGUGAACUCCAUUGAUUUAUAUGAUUCAUAUGUUUUUCCACUGAUUUACAAAUUUAGUUGUUUAAAUAUUCAGCCAUGUCAUAUUUACAUGUUCUUGACCUCUGUAUGGAUGCCUUUUUCACCUAAAAAAAAAAAAAAAGU
Hemibagrus wyckioides is the source of this 3745-nucleotide messenger RNA. It is a transcript of the gene tgfa, whose product is annotated as transforming growth factor, alpha. Gene Ontology annotation, biological process: epidermal growth factor receptor signaling pathway; positive regulation of cell population proliferation; positive regulation of mitotic nuclear division. Bases 287 to 853 code for a protein of 188 amino acids. The record is from RefSeq and is a predicted model, not a curated record. NCBI's taxonomy places the organism in Eukaryota, Metazoa, Chordata, Actinopteri, Siluriformes, Bagridae. The transcript is spliced from 6 exons.